AUGGAAAUAGCAGAGCUCGACUACAAAUCGCAUAAAACCAGAGACAUGUACAAGCAGAUAAAUCACCUUGCAGGAGGGAAUAAAAAGAAAGAGAGGUUCUUAAAAAAUGAUGAUGGGACGCUAAUAACCUCGAGCGUGGAGAUAGCUAAUAGAUGGAGUGAGUACUUUGAUGAGCUAUUAAAUUGUGAUGAACCGGACGAAGUCUUCAGUUUUGACCUAGAACCUUGGAAUGAACAAGAUUGCCCAGAACCAACAUUGGAAGAGAUAAAGCUCCAGGUAAAAUGGCUUAAGAAUCACAAGUCACCUGAUGAGGAUGAAGUUCAAGCUGAACUACUAAAAAAUGGAGGAGAAGAACUGCUGACUAAGCUAUGGAAACUGAUAUGCCAGAUCUGGAAAUCCGAAAAAAUACCAGAGGAAUGGAAAGCAGCUACGAUAUGCCCAAUCCAUAAAAAAGGAAGCAUGCAAGAUUUGUUAGAGAAAGUCAUUAGAGCAAUGAACGUUAGACCCGACGAAAGAGUGAAAUUGCAGGAUUCCUCAAUAGGCCUAUUGGCGUACGCGGACGAUUUAGUAUUAAUGGAAGAAUCACCGAACGCACUGAAAUCACUGUUCGGCCGUCUACAAAGAAUGGCAUCGAAAGUAGGACUACAGACAAACGAAACCAAAACGGAGUACAUGGUCGUUGGCAGACGAGAAACUGCGGGUGUGUACCCAUCUUUGAAUGUAAGGAACUAUGUUUUCAGCAGAGCUAAGCAGUUUAAAUACUUAGGGUCAGUUAUAACUGAAAAGAAUGAGAUAGUCAAGGAAAUUUCAGCAAGGAUACUUGCCGGCAAUAGAGCUUACCAUGGACUAGCAAAACUGCUAGGAUCUAGAUCUUUAUCGAGGGAGCUUAAGAUAUAG
This is a messenger RNA of Adelges cooleyi (spruce gall adelgid), 897 nucleotides long. RefSeq lists its product as uncharacterized. NCBI's taxonomy places the organism in Eukaryota, Metazoa, Arthropoda, Insecta, Hemiptera, Adelgidae. Bases 1 to 897 code for a protein of 298 amino acids. The record is from RefSeq and is a predicted model, not a curated record. The transcript has 2 exons.